Molecule: messenger RNA, 3031 nt
Organism: Prorocentrum cordatum
Lineage: Eukaryota; Dinophyceae; Prorocentrales; Prorocentraceae
Source: the annotation of a GenBank genome assembly
AUGUCGGAGGUUGCCUCGGGGCUGGCCAGGCGGGCGUACUGGUUGUGUGCUAAGCGUGGCUGCAACGCUUGGAACUGGUGUGACAAGCGUUGGUCGUGCAAGGUGUGUGGCACCAGUGCUCCCCCAUGGACGAAGGAGUACCGUACCGACAAGGGCCCCCCGAGAGUGGACGCUGACGGGUUCGUACAGCAACCCAGGGGAAGGGCCGAACAGCGGGCUGCGAGGCGCUCGGCCUCCCAGCGGGCCCUCUCAGGGAGCACCGCGCCCAGCAGCACCCCCAACAGCAGGGCACGGCGCGUGCGACCUUGGGGAGAGGCCAAGUCCCAGUUCGAGGAGCUGCAGGCGCAGCUCGUGGCGGCCAGGGAGCGCGUCGACAAGCUCCAGGGGGCCUUGGCGCUCGGGCUCUCGGCGGACUUCCAGCGUGAGGCGGAGAGCGCCCUCCAGCUGGGCAAGGACCAGGUCGCCGCCCUUGAGCUGGCCGUCCAGGAAGCCCAGCGGACGGAGCGCCCACCUCACUCGGUGCUCCACAUCGAGGCCAACGCCAUUCAGAAGGUCGAGCGCCAGCUGGCCGCGGCACGCACCAAGAAGGAGAAGCUCCAACUGCAGGCGUCCGAGCUGCGCGAACUCAUCGCGGAGAAGCAGGAGCAGCUCUCGGCAGCCGAGUUGGGAGUGGAUGAGGUCGCGGGGCAGAUUGCCGAGCUGGAGGAUACCAGAGCCAAGGUCACGCAGCAGGCGAUCCAGCGGGCCAGCGCGGCCGUCGGAGGUGUUCCGAGCCCGCUUGGGGACGCAGUCCAAGGGCUGCUCACUCAGGUCGGCGCCCUUUCGGAUCUCCUCAAGCAGCACGGGUCGGAGCUGCCCCCUAGGUUUUCCGAGAUCGUCGGGAUUCUCAACACGCAGAAGGAGGCGGUCGCCGAGGUGCUCAGGCCCCGCAGCAGCUCGGCCAGGACGCGUUGGGGCGACAGCGUCGGGGACGAUGGCCUCGCGACCGAGGAUGACGACAUGCCGCUCGACAUCGUGGCCUCUGGGGGGCCCGCGGCCGCCCCGCCCGCUGCAGCCCCGCAGCCAGGGCCUACCGCGGCUGGGCCGCCAGCCCCGCGGGCCAGGGCAGCGGACGGGCCUUACGGCCCUGCAGCGGCCCGCGGCCAGCACGGGGCGACCCUGGGCACGUGGCCUCUGGCGGAGCCGUGCCUCGCCAAGGCCCUCGCUGAGCAAGGGGCGGCCCUCGCGGACAGCGACACCUUGGCGGCGGGCGGCGCCGAGCACCCUUGCCCGAGGGGCGCGGCGUGCCCUGUGUCGGGCGCUGGUCAGCGCGCAGUCCGCGUGGCAGCCGUCAUCGGCAAGGCGCCGAUGGUUGGCAGGGCAGGAGGCCAGCAGCUUCGAGCUGGCCUCGUCUUGUUCGGCUGCAACGGCAACACGUGGAGCAGGAGUUUUGAGGCCAUUGCGGCCUUCUUCAAGACGUGCAACUACUGGCCCGACGUGGAGGCGCUGCAGGAGACGAGGCUCCCGCAUGAGCGCCUGCCCAGUGCGGCGGCUCAGGCCCGCGGCCUGGGCUACGUGGCCUUCCUCCCCGAGGCAGCGCUGACGGACAAGCAGGGGCCCCAGGCGACCUCAGGCGCCGCGGCGAUCCUGGUGCGAGACGGCUUGCAGGCCGACGAGUCGGCGUUCUCGCUGCCCUCGGCCUUGCGGCACCGCCUCAGCUGUGUGGAGGUCGCCACCGCCUCGGGCCUUUGGUUCCUGGCGCUAUCUGGGCAUUUCCAGCACUCUGUGGGCCCGCGAGGCACCAACCUGGACUUGUUUUCGGCCAUCUCGGAGGUGACGGGCUUCUCUGCCGACAUCCCGUUUGUCCUCCAAUCCGACUUCAACAUGGAGCCUGAGCCCCUCGAGGAGUUGGGAUGGCCUUGGCGGUCCGGGGACACGUCCUGGGGCCCUCGGAGGCGACGUGCCAUGCCGAGGGCUGUGACCACCUCUACGGCUAGUUCGUGGCUUCAGCGGCGUUGGCAGCCUGCACGGCCUCCUGCGCCACCACGCUCGAGGGCUUCGGGGUGCACCCUCAUCGCCCUGUCCUGCUUCGCCUCCAGGAUGGUUGCUCGCUUCCUGGGCCCGAGUGUGGAGGAGAUCCCCAUCGACUGUGCGUCUACGGUCAGCUGUCUCACGUUGGGCAUGAGGUACGCGACGGCAGCCUACAAGCCCAAUGCCCAUCUCUGGGAGGGGAUCUACGCUUCGCUGGACGUGGACACGCUCAAGGCGGCCAAGGUUGCAGCUCACUGUACCGCCAGAGACGUGCUGGAUGGCAAGGUCACGGAAGCCUACCUCCACGGCAACGGUCAUGCCGACCGCUGGGCCAAGGCAGGUGCGGAGCUGCACCGCGCCUGCGCUGUGGCCAGGCGCGGGUUCUUCGGCAUGAUGGAGGUGGUGAGGGAGCUCUCAUGCUGGGUCGCGCAAGCCUCCCUCAUCUGGCAGGGGAUGGCCUUCGCCAGGUGCGGAGACGGCGCAGCCGAGCAGGAGCUGAUGGCGUGCACCCACUGCCCAGGAAGCGACGCGGACCGCGACGGCAUGUGCAUGGCCAGCACCAGGGGUGGCAGGGGACCUGCAAGUGCCGACCGUGUGUGCGGCCCCGCCCUGAGUGCUGGCAGUGUUGCGGUGGCUCGGCCUGAGCCAGCGCAGCCGAGGCGCAGCGUCGCGCCCAGGCUUGAGCUGCAGGUCGCUGGAUGGGCGCGGUACUGGACCCAGGCUCCCGAGGUCGGCGAGACGAUGGAAUGCUACAGCGAGUGGCUCGACCACUGCGUCGGCUACGUCACGCAGAUCCUGUCCCAGCCGCGCUUCGCCACCAGGCUGCGGGCGCGUGGGAGGACGGCCGAGGAGAUGGCCGAGGAGAUCUGCGAGCGGGCCUGGGGGACUGGCAUGCCUGCGAGGCGGGCCUACUACAGGUGGCGCCACACGCUGACGCGGUCGCAGAGGAUCGUGUCGGACUGCAUGCGGCGCUACGACGACGUGUGCCUGCGCACGUGGCUGGCCGAGCUGGGGCGGGAAG